AUGCAGCUCGGGGAUAGAAAACCUUCCGACUUGUUGGUAGAAAUGAGGAAUAAGGCCGGCAAUAAGAUCAGCGAAGAGGUAUUGAAGUCCUUGUUUCUGCAACGGCUGUCUAGCCACAUGCAGCAGAUCUUGGCUAUCACCAACGAUAAAUUGGAGUGGUUAGCGGAGAUGGCCGACGGAAUCAUGGCAGCAGCAACCGAUACUAUUUCGAUUCAGGCUGUGUCAUCAGAGGAAGCAUCCAUGCAAGCCACUCUGAUGGAGAUUUCAUCCCGCCUAUCUCGCCUAGAGGCACGUUCUAGGUCCCGUUCCCGAGAAUCUGGUAGACGAUUUCGCCAGAGAGAGACUAACAGAGAAGAGGGAAAUCUUUCUCACUGCUGGUAUCACCAGCGUUUCAUGCGUAUAACUCAGCAGUGCAGACCACCUUGCUCUUUCUCGGCGGAAAACUAA
Argiope bruennichi is the source of this 447-nucleotide messenger RNA. RefSeq lists its product as uncharacterized. NCBI's taxonomy places the organism in Eukaryota, Metazoa, Arthropoda, Arachnida, Araneae, Araneidae. The record is from RefSeq and is a predicted model, not a curated record. The coding region runs from base 1 to 447 and encodes 148 amino acids. The transcript has a single exon.